Molecule: messenger RNA, 2796 nt
Organism: Schistosoma mattheei
Lineage: Eukaryota; Metazoa; Platyhelminthes; Trematoda; Strigeidida; Schistosomatidae
Source: the annotation of a GenBank genome assembly
AUGGCACAACAAGAUGAAACUAUUGGAAAAUUAAAUAAAGAUAAAAAGAAUUUAGAAGAACAAAAUAAACGUACACAAGAAGCAUUACAAGCUGAAGAAGAUAAAGUGAAUCAUUUAAAUAAAUUAAAAGCGAAAUUAGAAUCAACAUUAGAUGAAAUGGAAGAAAAUCUAGCUCAAGGUGAUUUAAAAGCUACACAAGAAACUGUUGAUGAUUUGGAACGUGUAAAACGUGACUUAGAAGAACAAUUACGACGUAAAGAAGCUGAAAUUAGUGGUUUAAGUGGGAAAUUUGAAGAUGAACAAGGUUUAGUAGCACAAUUGCAAAGAAAAAUUAAAGAACUUCAAACACGUAUACAAGAAUUAGAAGAAGAUCUAGAAGCGGAACGUGCAGCUCGUUCAAAAGCUGAGAAAAGUCGACAACAGCUUGAGAGUGAAUUAGAAGAGGUUGUAGAUCGUUUAGAAGAACAAGAUGGUGCUACAGCAGCACAAAGUGAUUUAACUAAAAAACGUGAAGCAGAAUUAAUGAAAUUAAAACGUGAUUUAGAAGAUACACGUUUACAAAAUGAACAAGCAAUAGCUACAAUGCGUAAAAAACAAAGUGAUGCUGUCAAUGAAUUAGCUGAUCAGUUAGAUCAAGCCAAUAAAGCUAAAGCAAAGGCUGAAAAAGAACGAAGUCAAUUCAAAGCGGAAUUAGAUGACGCACAUAAUCAGGUGGAUAGUAUUAUGAAAGCUAAAUUGAUUCUGAGAAAACAAAAUUUGAAUGAGCAAGCUUCGACUAAAGCACGCAGCAGUCAAGAAGUUUCUGAAUUACAACGACAAUUAGAAGAAGCUGAGUCACAAUUAAGCCAAUUGAACAAAAUUAAACAACAACUCAGUGCACAACUUGAAGAAGCACGUCAUAGUUUGGAAGAUGAAAGUCGAAUGAAAGCUAAACUAAACGGUGAAGUACGUAAUUUAACUAGUGACUUAGAUUCAUUACGUGAAACAUUAGAAGAAGAACAAUCAGCUAAAGGUGAUUUACAACGUCAAUUACAAAAAUUACAAGGUGAAUUACAACAAUUACGUUCACGUGGUGGCGGUGGUGGAGAUGUACGUUCUGAAGAAGUUGAAGAAUUAAAACGUAAAAUGAAUGCUAAAAUACAAGAAUUAGAAUCAGAAGCUGAAUCAGCCAAAUCAAAAUGUGAAUUAGAAGAUUUAAUGGUUGAUGUUGAACGUGCUAAUGGUUUAGCUAGUCAAUUAGAACGUAAACAAAAUAAUUUCAAUCGUACAUUAGCUGAAUGGCAAAAGAAAUAUGCUGAUUCUCAAGCUGAAUUAGAAAAUGCUCAACGUGAUGCACGGGGUCAAUCAACCGAAAUCUUCCGAUUAAAAGCUCAAUUAGAAGAAGUACAUGAGCAAAUGGAAGGACUUCGUAGAGAAAAUAAGAACUUGAGUGAUGAAAUUCAUGAUUUAACUGAACAGUUGGGUGAAGGUGGACGUUCAGUACAUGAAAUUGAUAAAAAUAGACGACGACUUGAAAUGGAAAAGGAGGAACUACAAGCUGCAUUAGAAGAAGCUGAAAGUGCAUUGGAACAGGAAGAAGCUAAGGUUCAACGUGCUCAACUUGAAAUGAGUCAAAUUCGUCAAGAAAUUGAUCGACGAUUAGCUGAAAAAGAAGAAGAAUUUGAAGCUACACGUAAAAAUCAUCAACGAGCUAUGGAAUCACAACAAGCUAGUUUAGAAGCUGAAGCAAAGGGUAAAGCAGAAGCUAUGCGUGUAAAAAAGAAACUUGAACAAGAUAUUAACGAAUUAGAAGUUAGUUUAGAUGGUGCAAAUCGUGCUAGAGCUGAACAAGAGAAAAAUGUGAAAAAGUUCCAACAACAAGUACGUGAAUUACAAUCACAAUUAGAAGAUGAUCAACGUCAACGUGAUGAUUUACGUGAACAAUUUCAAGCUGCUGAACGUCGUGCAACUGUAUUAGCUGGUGAAUUAGAUGAAUUACGUAUAGCAUUAGAUCAAGCUGAACGUAGUCGUAAAAUAGCUGAAGCUGAACGUGCUGAAGCAUCAGAUCGAGCGACAGAAAUGUCUACACAAACUGCAUCAUUAGCUGCACAAAAACGUAAACUUGAAGCUGAUUUAGCUGCUAUGCAAGCCGAUUUAGAAGAAGCUGCCAAUGAAGCUAAACAAGCUGAUGAACGAGCUAAAAAAGCUAUGGCUGAUAGCGCGCGUGUAUUUGAAGAAAUUCGUCAAGAACAAGAACAUACACAACAUGUUGAAAAAGCUAGAAAACAACUUGAAAUACAAGUAAAAGAACUUAUGGCUCGUUUAGAAGACAGUGAAUCAGGUGCUAUGAAAAAUGGUCGUAAGGCAAUGGGUAAAUUAGAACAACGUGUACGUGAAUUAGAAACAGAAUUAGAGGCAGAACAACGUAGACAUGGUGAAACUCAAAAGAAUUUAAGGAAAGUUGAUCGACGAAUGAAAGAAAUUAGUUUACAAGCUGAAGAAGACAAAAAGAGUCAUGAUCGUAUGCAAGAAUUAGUUGAGAAACUUCAAGGUAAAAUUAAAACAUACAAACGACAAGUUGAAGAAGCUGAAGAGAUUGCUGCUAUCAAUUUAGCUAAAUAUCGUAAAAUACAACAUGAAAUUGAAGAUGCUGAAGAACGUGCUGAUCAAGCAGAACAAGCAUUACAAAAACUUCGAGCUAAAAAUAGAUCAUCAGUAUCAACAGCACGUGGUGUAAGCGCUGCACCAGCUGGUGGACCUGGACAUGCAAAUCGUGCUCGUAAGCCAACAGCCAGCUUAGCACCAGAAGAAGAGUAA